AUGAAUUGCCUCAAGUAUCUUUACAGUACUACUUUCAGUUAUCUUCUUCUAUUCAACCCAAUACCAGGUGGCGCUGACAGCAUCGCUGCAGUCGCCCAAGGGCUCACAGAUUAUUGCCUCAACAAUUAUCGUUCAGUCCUUCACAGGAUUAAUCGAUAUCGAAGCAACAUUGACAACCAAAAACAAACUACCAUGCCCUAUUACGAAGACGCGCCAGAGCCCCAAAGCAAGGUGGCUAAGCGUUUCAUUAACACAGUCAACGAUAUGAAAUCCGCCGAUGAUGUGGCGCAAAAGUCUAUUCCGUGCAUAGUGGAGUAUAAAACAAUACCGCCAUUCAAUGAACACCAUUACAUGCACAAUCUUCCCGAUAGACAUGCCAAACUAAUCACUCUCUGUCCCGCAGACAAGAACGGCGCUGCUCUGCCAGUAGUUACUAUGCCUACCACCGACUGCCGACGCCAAGACCUAACUGACGAGUUUUAUUGGACGUCUAACGCGCCAUCUAUUAGGCUAGUAGAAGAGGCCGCUCGACUAGUCCGCUCAAGUCUACCGAUUACUCCGGUGCAGGCUGCUCUGGACAGCCAGGCUGACCCUAAUGUCUGCAACUAUCAUAUUGGCAGCUCAACUGGCGAUGUUCGUCCGGAGGAGCUUCAGGACGCCAUUCCCUUCCAUGGCCGAACGUCACAAUAUAUCAACUUAAAGCGCUUCCAGGAUGCCGUAGCUCAAUCAGGAAACCCCGGGAGUGAUAUUCUACGCGAAGAACUCCGAAGAUGCGUCGAUUACCAAGCAGCCCGCGACAACAUAGGCUCUGCCGAUACAUGGAAGCCUUCUCCUAGUCGUGAAAACCGACUCGAAGUCCUUCAUCUGAAAAAGACCGAAGUAACUGAUCGCAUCAACCAAAUCAUUAAGAAUAUGCAGAGCGGCCUGUUAAGGUACGACAUAACGCAGUACAAAAAAGCAGUUGAAGAUGUUAUUGAUAUCGAACUUGGCCACUACCAAUUCCUGCUCUGUGAUCUGUCCUUGAGAGCACUUCGUGCCGAAGUGGCCCUAGAAACAGUUAGGCAAAGCGAAAAGCAUAAAUUCCAGCUCCUUGACGAACCCGGUCUUACUAUUGUGAACACAGCAAAGCAAGUACUUUCCACAACCAAAGCCCAUAUGAGCGCCCAAGUUGGACUCUUCAACCAAUUCCUGAACAACAAACUUUCAUUCGUCGCCAGGCCGACCUUCUUAGUCCAAGUUCAGUCCAUGUACCAGCCAAGUGACGAAAUGGCCGAUUACUUUGUCCGCGCAGCCGAGGUCCAAGUUUGCGGCCUUGUUUCCUUUGAGCGUGAUGUCCACCAUAAGUCCAUGAUUCUUUUCGAUUAUCUUAACGCGUCUAAGAUGCUCAACGCCAAGGCCAAAAGAGGCGCUAGGGACCCUUUCGUGCGGCAUUACUUUCGUCUUGUUAACGAAGCAGGCAUGGAGCCCCUUACAGACGCCCAGUUUCGCUAUCGCAAACUAGAGGCUGUUCUAGCCUUUGCCCGUGACAUUGACAAGCAUCUACUUAAAACCACUAUUUCAAUGAUCGAUAUCCUCUUAGCCGAAACCAAGUUGUUUGAGAAACAGAUGGAAGCACCCGAAUUCCAACCCUGUCUCUAUAAAGAGGGCCCGGAAGGAAAGCGCCGGCCGCUACAGGUUGACGUAGGUGUAGCUCUCUUUGAAGCCCUCAAACGGCGUGUCAGCGUGCUAUCUGCCAUCUUUGACGUUCCAUUAAUCCAGCACCUUCAACUCAAAUCAAUCUUUGCCCAUCUCCGUCAAGAAGAUAGCUCGAUCACCAGCCACAUCGAUGAGGAGCUUUGGGAGACGAUCUGGACAAAAGCCCAUACUGAACAGUUUGCAAACUCGAUCGAAAGAUUCUUACCUACACCUAAUCCGAGUUCCUUUAUUCAUAUAGUGCCUAGCUGCGCCGAGCAACCAAAUACCAAGACGCCUUUGUAUAAAAUGGCGGACGAGGAUCUGAAAGCUACUUCCCAGCCUAGCCACUCCUCUAAUUACAACCAAGAUCAGCAACAAAACAACCAGUACGAUCGCCAGGAUCCAAACACUCGCCAAGAUCCAAACACUCGCCAGGAUCCAAACACUCACCAGGAUCAAUACUCACGCCAGGAUCCAAACACUCGCCAGGAUCAAUACUCACGCCAGGAUCCAAACACUCGCCAGGAUCAAUACUCACGCCAAGAUCCAAACACUCGUCAGAAUCCAAACACUCACCAGGAUCAAUACUCACGCCAGAAUCCAAACAAUCGUCAGAAUCCAAACAAUCGCCAGAACCCAAACACUCGCCAGAACCCAAACACUCGUCAGGAUCCAAACACUCGUCAGGAUCCAAACCUAAGUCGAUCCAGCAAUCCCUACGGCGAAGAUGGCACCUACCAAGGCAAUCUCUAUGCGCAAAACAACCAACAGUCCAGAAGCUACAGUGGAGGGAGCAGAACACAAUAUAAGAGAGAAAUCAAUCGGCCUCUAGCCGAUUCAAUUAUUUCCCACACGCAAGCAGCCCAGCCCAUCCUUGCUGCCGCAUAA
This is a messenger RNA of Nematocida homosporus, 2562 nucleotides long. RefSeq lists its product as uncharacterized. Lineage: Eukaryota; Fungi; Microsporidia. Bases 1 to 2562 code for a protein of 853 amino acids. The record is from RefSeq and is a predicted model, not a curated record. The transcript has a single exon.